Molecule: messenger RNA, 585 nt
Organism: Chironomus riparius
Lineage: Eukaryota; Metazoa; Arthropoda; Insecta; Diptera; Chironomidae
Source: the annotation of a GenBank genome assembly
AUGUCUCAAAGUUCAUCAAUUGUAAAUUUAUCUUUUAUUUUCUUAACAAUUCUUUAUUGCCAAGAGUCAGUUUGUCAGCUCACAAUGCUCAUCUAUAAAAUUGAAUGUCCAAAAGAUAGUGAAUCAACUUACGUAAAAAAUGCAGUUUGUGGAAUCCAAACUAUGAAAAAUGGAACAUAUGCAAUCAAUGCAUAUCUAGAUCUGGUGCGUCCAAUGAACUACGUCAAUAUAUCCCUAACUGUCACAUUUCGUUCCUCCAACAAAGUAAUAUUCGAUACAAAUUUCGAGUACUGCAGUUCUUAUGGACAUCUCCCGCCAUUUGUUGGUGCUGUGUUUGCAAUUGUUGAAAGAAAUACCAAAAAUGUUAUACAUCCGUGUCCUUAUCAUCCAACAAACAAAGUUGGUGCUGAACAUUUUAUACUUGAUUCAAAUUCACCUAUUCUGUCGGUUGUCAAUUUUCAACGUGGAGAUUAUAAGGCUCUGUUUUUCAUGCGAGAUAAGAAGCAUAAUUUGAUAUUUUAUUUGCAUUGCUACAUAUCGAUUAAUCAGAAAAAAGCACAGAAGAGUAGUAAAAAUAAUGGAUAA